Molecule: messenger RNA, 1299 nt
Organism: Dimorphilus gyrociliatus
Lineage: Eukaryota; Metazoa; Annelida; Polychaeta; Dinophilidae
Source: the annotation of a GenBank genome assembly
GCAUCAUUUAGUUCCGUCAACUGAAGAAGUUAACGUCACUGAGUUGGAAAUGGCCCGUACUAAGCAAACUGCUCGUAAAUCGACUGGUGGAAAGGCACCAAGAAAACAACUUGCAACCAAGGCUGCAAGAAAGAGUGCACCCGCAACUGGUGGAGUGAAGAAACCCCACAGAUACAGACCCGGUACUGUAGCUUUGAGAGAAAUCCGUCGUUACCAGAAAUCUACUGAGUUGCUCAUCAGAAAACUCCCCUUCCAACGUUUGGUCCGUGAAAUCGCUCAAGACUUUAAAACUGAUCUUCGUUUCCAGAGCUCUGCUGUUAUGGCUCUUCAAGAAGCCAGUGAAGCUUACUUAGUUGGUCUUUUUGAAGAUACCAACUUGUGCGCUAUCCACGCCAAGCGUGUCACCAUCAUGCCUAAAGACAUCCAAUUGGCAAGAAGAAUCCGUGGUGAACGUGCCUAAACUACUACAACUUCAACAAAAACAAAAAACGGCCCUUUUCAGGGCCACUAAUUUUAUUACCAAAGCAUUGUUUUUUUAAAACUAUUAAUUAGUGGAAAAAACCGUUAGGGAUUGACUUUAAAUGAAUCAAUUAGUGAAGUGUUCCUAACCGCGUGUGUUCAGUUUGAAUCGACGCGUUGCCUAGGAUGAAGAAAUACGAUUCAAAUUUAACUUUUAGUCAAUACAAGCAAUAUACUGAAUUGUUAGAUAAGGAUGUUAGUGCCUUUCAGGAAAAAGUACGCUUAGACGAUCCUCCGCCACCUUCGUCAGAUUCGACAAAGUUCACGAAAGAAAAAUCUAUGGAAAGGCGGUCGCAAAUUCCUUCAAAAGUUUCAUUGCAAAAAACUAUAAUGCCGUGUCUGGCAUGGCGUCGUUUCAAGAAGAAAAAACAGGUAGAAAAGUGUCGUAUAAAUGUAGACACCCCGAUACCUGUUAGGAAACCCCUAUAUAGUAGUACAACGACUGAAAGGAAUAAAUGGUGUCGAAGGCGAGUUUAUCUGGCCUCUGAUCAUACUCCUCUACGUUUAUAUUUUUCAUAUUACGAGCCUCCAGAAGAAGAAUAUGUUACGACGAUACUUGACGCCUAUGGUAAGCCUGUUUUAAAGUUAUCUGAACAAGAUAAGUACUCUGGAAUGGUGUACGAUAAAAAUUCUUUCACUCUCUUACCCCCUAUUGAAAAACCUAAAAUAAAAUCUAUACGAGAAAGAUGGCCGCUGAGUAUGCGAUCCGUAACUCAAAUAAGUCUUCAUUACCGAGCUCAAAAGGAAAGAAAGCGGAAAGAAGAGAAAAAAGGUCGAUGA